This is a messenger RNA of Yamadazyma jaroonii, 2670 nucleotides long. The record is from the annotation of a GenBank genome assembly. Lineage: Eukaryota; Fungi; Ascomycota; Pichiomycetes; Serinales; Debaryomycetaceae.
AUGGUGCAAGUGUUAUCAGCUAAGGUUAAGAAUGUUAUAAGUAGUGAUACUGUCAUUUUAGUACCAUCUAAAACAACCCAAUUUCCUGUUCCUGAAAGAAUGUUAACCUUAUCAUACGUUAAACCAGGUAAUUCAUUUGAAUCAAAAGAAUUCGUUAGAAACUUAUUGAUCGGUAAAGAAAUCAAAUUCAAAGUGAAUUUCAAACAUCCAACUACUGGAAAAGAAUUUGGUGAUAUUCAAUCACCAAUUUUCACUUCAUUAACUGAGUACUUGGUGGAAAGAGGUAUUGUUGAAUUGAAAGAUAAUAUCGAUGAAACUGAUUUCACUGAUAAUUUAUUAGAUUUACAACAAAAGGCCAAAUUGAAGAAUGCUGGGAUUUGGGGCUCAAGUCCUAAAAUUGAAUUGGUUGAAGUUGAUGAAUCAAUUAUCACCAAAUCUCAAAAGAACAGCAUAUCUACUAUUGUUGAAAAAGUUAUCAAUGGUGAUAGAAUUAUUGGAAGAAUCUUAGUCAAUAAGAGUCAACAUAUAUCGACUCCUUUAUUGUUAGCUGGUAUUAAAUGUCCUAGAACUGAUGAUAUCAAUCAAAGUAAGAACCUUAUUUUAGUGGCCAAUCAAGCUAAACAAUUUGUUGAAGAAAAGCUUUUAACCACUAAGGAUACCAUCAAAAUCAAAAUUGUUGGAGAAAGUCAAAAUGGUAUUCCAAUUGCUUUGUUAGAACAUCCUUCUGGUAAUAAUAUUCAUGAAAAAAUGUUAGAGAAAGGGUAUGGAGAAAUUGUUGAUUGGCAAUCAACUUUGAUAGGAUCUCAAACUAUGAGUAUUUUAAGAAGGGCAGAACAAACUGCUAAAGCUUUAGGUAAGGGUAUCUAUGAUACUGGUAAAACUAUUAGUAAUCCAGCUAUCAGUGGUAAAAUUACUGCUAAACAUUUAAGACCAGGUUUAACUGUUGAUAAUGUAGUUGUGUCAAGAGUUUUACAAGCUGAUACUUUGAACGUAAAAUUACCUUCAGGGGAAGAAAAGACCGUUCAAUUAGCAUCUUUAAGAUCACCAAAACAAAAUGAUUCCACUAUUACUACCAAUCAACAAUAUCAAUUAGCUUUAGUUAAUAGUGCUAGAGAAUUUGUUAGACAACAAGUAGCUGGAAAAACUGUUUCAAUGUAUAUUGAUGGAUUUAGAACUGAAAAUAAAGAUUUAGGUUUGGAAAGCAGAUUCACCGUUAGUAUUAAAGUAGGACAAAAUGAUUUAAGUGAAAUGAUCUUAAACAAAGGUUGGGCUACUGUCAUUAAACAUAAUAAACAAACCAUUGAUGAAAGAUCAUUGAAUUGGGAUAAAUUAGUUGAAAUCGAAGAACAUCAAAAGAAAUCAGGUAAGCAUGGUAUUUAUUUCAAAGGUGAUAUUUCUAAAGUGUUAACUGUUGGUACUAGAAUUGUUGAUGCUUCAGAAAACUUAUCAAGAUCCAAAUCUUUCUUUAGUAAUUUCAAACAAAAGGGAAGAAUUAGUGGUGGUUAUCAUGUUGAAUUCAUUCCUUCUGUCAAUAGAGUUAAAUUAUUUAAUCCUAAAGAAGGAUUGAAAUUAACUUUAAUCUUAGGUGGUUUAGCCAAUGAAAAAUCUGAAUUCAGUGAAAAAGGUUUAGAGUUCAUGAAUUCCAAGUUCUUACAAAAAAAUGUAGAAUUUGAUAUUUAUGAUUUGGAUAAAAUUGGUGGAUUCAUUGGUAAUUUAUACUUGAAUGCCAACAGUUUGAAACCAGUUCAAGUUAAUUUAUUAGAAAAUGGGUUUGUCAAAACACACGAUAUUGCUGUAGGAUCAAAUUCUUUCGAAAAUGAUUUCGUCAAAGCUGAAGAAUCAGCUAAAAAUGCUAAAAAAGGACUUUGGUCAAAAGACCAAGUUGCCACCGUCACUAGUGCUUUCAAAGAAGUUUCAAUUGCCAAACCAUCAUUCCAUGAUAUUGAAGUCACUUACAUUGACUCUAACGGUGUCAUUUAUUAUCAACAAUUAGAUUCUUCAACUAAGAAUAAAUUUGCUACCUUCAAACAAGAUUUCGAUGAUUUCCAUCAACAAAAUCCAAGUGCUACCAGUACUUCUUAUGAUUUACCUUUCAAUUUAACCAAGCCUCCAAAAAAGAAUGAUUUAGUUUCAGUUAAAUUACAAGACAAUGGUAAAUAUUAUAGAGGUAAAAUCUUGUCUUUCGAUAAAUCAUCCAAUCUUUAUGAAGUUAGACAUUUAGAUUAUGGUAAUGUUGACGAAGUUCCAUUGUCAUCAUUAAGAGUUUUACCAACAUUUUUUUCGAUUCAAACUAGUCCUGUAUUCAGUCAUUCUUGUAAGUUAAGAUUCGUCAAGUUACCUCCAACUAAACCUGUCAAUUACUUAAAUGAUGCUUUAGAUUUGUUAGAUGAGUUAACAUUUGAAAAGACUUUAGUUAUCAAUGCUUUACCUCUCUCAAAUGAUAUUGCUGAAUUCGAUGUCAUUUUAUAUGACUCCCAAGAAUCGUUGAAAGACUCCAGUUACACCAUCAAUAGAAAAUUGGUCGAAGAAGGUAUGGCCAUUGUAGAUGAUUCAAUUAAAUCAGAUGAUCCAUUAUUCAUCGAAUUAAAGAAAGUUCAACUGAAAGCCAUUGAAGGUCAUAAAGGUUGUUGGAAAUAUGGAAAAGUUUCCUAUGACGAAGAAGAAUUAUAA